CUGGACGGUGCUAGAGCUCAUCAGAAUAUUGCUAGAAUCGCGGGGCGCAUCAUACGGCAUACGCAUUGUGGACUGGCUGGGGCCCGAAUUUUUUUUUUAUCCCUGCCCUGUUUCGUUCUAUAAAAUGGUCCCUGCGCCCCUCUAGAUGGAUGUUUGUCUGUCAUUCACUUUCUUGCCUCUAUUCAUUACUGUUUAGAUUCUUCUCAUUAUUAAACCAUGUCUGACUCUAAGGUCGAACACGGUGAACAUGGCAAUGGUCAGGAUGAGCUGGCGGCCGUCUUGCCUGAAAAUGUCUCGUGGACCAGUCCUCACCUCUUCAAGCUCAACUUCUGUGUGAUUUCUUUGAUUCUCUUCUCGUCUACGGUUGGUUAUGAUGGAUCGCUCGUCAACGGUCUGGAGGCCCUCGACCGGUGGCUGGAAUUCAUGGACAACCCUUCCAGCACAUGGCUCGGUUUUGUGAACGCCAUCUACUGGCUCGGUGCGAUGGUAUCCAACCUGGCUGCAGGUUCGGUCACCACCCGCUAUGGAGCCAAGAUUUCCAUCUGGAUGGGCAUUUUCUUCCUCACCGUGGGUACGAUCGUCCAGACUGUCGCCCCGAACGACAAGGCCUUUAUCGUUGCUCGUUUCUUGGUCGGUAUGGCCUUGGGCUGGUUCACCAACGGAGCGCCCGUCUUGAUCAACGAAAUUUCUUAUCCCUCCCACCGUGGCAUUGCCAGUGCUUUGUACAUGUGUGGAUACUAUGUUGGCGCCAUCGUCUCCGCCUGGGCCACCUUCGCAACUCGCACGUACGACGACUCCUGGUGCUGGAGACUCCCAUCCCUUCUGCAGCUGCUGUGCCCCCUUCUCGCCAUCCCCGGCCUCCUCCUGACCCCCGCGAGUCCUCGUUGGCUGAUCUCCGUCGGACGGAUUGAAGAAGCUCGCCAGGCGCUUGCCAAUCUUCACACCCAGGGUGAUGCGCAAGCUCCGCUGAUCACCUACGAGGUGAACGACAUCCAGGCGACCAUCGCUGCCGAAAAGGAGGCACAGGAAAGCUCCGGAUACGCAGAGAUGCUCAAGACCCCUGGAAACCGCCACCGUCUCUUCAUCUCGAUCACGCUCGGCAUCUAUUCCCAAUGGGUCGGUAACGGUGUCGUCUCCUACUACCUGGCAAUGGUUCUGGAUACGAUUGGCAUCACCCAGACCAGGGACCAGCUUCUUAUUUCGGCAUGUCUGCAAAUUUGGAACCUGAUCUUCGCCGUCGUCGGUGCCAGCCUGGUCGAUAAGCUUGGCCGUCGCAUUCUCUUCUCGGCUUCCGCAGGCAUCAUGCUGACCAGCUAUAUCAUCAUCACCGGUCUGUCGGGAUCCUUCGCCCGGACGGGUUCUGGACCUGUUGGAACCGCCGUGAUCCCCUUCCUAUUCAUCUACUUUGCCGGUUACGACAUUGCUCUGACGCCUAUGUUAACCGCCUACCCGUGCGAGAUCUGGCCCUUCCGUCUCCGUUCCCGCGGCCUGACCGUGACGUGGGCGGCCGCGAUUCUCGGCAUCUUCUUCAACACCUUCAUCAACCCGAUCGCUCUUGCGGCCAUCGGCUGGAAAUACUACAUUGUCUUUGUGGCGGUGCUUCUCUCCUACGCUAUUGUCACCUUCAUGUGGUACCCUGAGACCCGCGGUUACUCGCUUGAACACAUGGCGGUGAUCUUCGACGGGGAUGGUGCGGCCGUUGCCACAACGCAGCAGACGAUGAAGACCGUGACGGAUGCGAUUCUGAACGAGGAGGAGAAGAAGGAUGGCAUGGGCAAGGCCGAGGAGACAGAGCAUGCCUAGAUCAUCUGUUGGCGAUGGAUGAC
Penicilliopsis zonata CBS 506.65 is the source of this 1826-nucleotide messenger RNA. RefSeq lists its product as hypothetical. Gene Ontology annotation, molecular function: carbohydrate:proton symporter activity. Gene Ontology annotation, cellular component: membrane. The record is from RefSeq and is a predicted model, not a curated record. Gene Ontology annotation, biological process: transmembrane transport; carbohydrate transport. The transcript is spliced from 3 exons. Bases 217 to 1803 code for a protein of 528 amino acids. Lineage: Eukaryota; Fungi; Ascomycota; Eurotiomycetes; Eurotiales; Aspergillaceae.